AUGGGUAAUAUUGCAAAGGUCAGGUCCACAAAGGAAGACAUCAGGCCAACAUUGAACGUUAUCGACACCUACGAUGAUAUUAGCAAACGAUCCCCAGUCCCGGCUACCUUCGUUCCAUUGCCGGGGUCCUUAUGUUUCUCAGGAUAUACCAAAUUCCCCUUAACCCUCGAUCUUAUGAUCAGUAUCUUCGUGGCCGAAUAUAACAGAUGGGCAAAUGAAAAUCGAAGGUCGAGGCUUCAUGAAACGCCUCCUUCGAAUCCUACUUGCGAUGUCGAGAAAGCCGUCUUGUCUUCUCAAAAGAGUCCUCCUGGGGAGGUGACUAGGUGCAUGGCUGCUAUCGUUGGAUAUCGUGAAGAUCCUGAUCUCUUCUACCGUGCUUUGGAGAGCUACAAGGCGACGGAAGGGCUCGAUUUUACCCUGGUAGGAGUCGAUGGCGACCAAGCAGCUGAUAUGGAUAUGGUGCGAGUUUUUCAGAUGGUCUAUCCUAAAGAAUCUGCGGUAAUUCACCUGGAUGAGCCAUUAGGUGAAAUUGCCAUGCGAACUUAUAGCAAGCUUGUUGACCCGGACAUGUGCUCACCAGAAGAUAUCGAAUAUUGCAACGAGCUUACAAUUGCUCACUGCUGUCAACUUGUCAGAGAAAUUCUGCGCGAACAUGAUAUUCAACUUGACAAAACACAGCCUGGUGGAAUCACAAAACUUUGCAUCUACGAACCACACAUGCACAAGAAAGCAAUCAUGUUCACUUCAUUCAUUUUCUCGAUUGUUAUUUCCGAAAUCUUAAAUAUUGAAUUCAUGUGGUCCUCGGAUUCCGACACCAUCGUUCUCCCUGAUUCACUGCAAAAGACCAUUGCAACAGUUGCAGGAGAUGAAAAUGCCGGAGGAGCUAGUUCCGGGUUAAUCGUUCACAAUGAGCACGACACUCUGUGGACUAAGCUUGGAAGUGCAGUGUAUUGGUGUGAACUGUAUUUGACGAGGUCAACAUCGGCCUCAUCGGGCACGAGUGAUUGUCAAAGUGGACCUAGUACCGUGUUCAGAAUAUCUGCAUUGCCGGGGGUACUGUACUGCUGGUAUACACAAAAGGUCCUAGGUAAACGAAUGAUCGUGAAUGAGGACCGCCAUUUGACAACUAACCUUCUUCUGCGUGGUUGGACCGUCACAUAUGUGUCAGAUACCUUGACUGCAACAGAUACACCGACCACACUGAGCCGAUGGCUACUUCAGCAGGUUCGCUGGGGUCGAGCAACGCAUAUUGAAACUUUCCAACAACCCAAAGUCUAUCUUUUAAACCAUCCCGUAUUCUUUUGGGCCGCCAUGAAGAGGGAAGUUGGGCCAUUAAUCGUCUUUUUCUCUAUCUUGUACUACUUGAUCACUGGCCACCCCUUUGUCUACUUUUGCUGGUGGGACUUGGUCUUCCGUGCCGGCUACACCAUUUUCUAUAAUUGGCUUCGCAACCCUGACCGUGGUCCAACAAAUGGCUAUGCCUGGAUUAUACCUGCUCUGCUUUUCUACAAUCUACCUCUUCCGGCUAUUCAGAUCUGGAGUAUGGCCACUGUACUCGAAGGUGGAUGGGGUACUACCAUGCGUUCGAACAGCGAGAUGUCCAAACAAAACCAAAGCCAGUUGUGGAAACGAUGGCAUGAUCUUGGCUUUUUCGUUCUUUGGAUGGGUAUACUAGGUGGAACUUGUGCAAGAAUUGCAGGUGGGUUACUCUCUUGGAGCGACAUUGUGAUUUUCAGAGCCAUUUGGGUGGGAAUCCUGGCCCCGUCAGCUGUUGCGUUUUACGCAUUAAUACUUAGUUGA
This is a messenger RNA of Talaromyces marneffei, 1800 nucleotides long. RefSeq lists its product as uncharacterized. Gene Ontology annotation, molecular function: hyaluronan synthase activity. Gene Ontology annotation, biological process: extracellular matrix assembly; hyaluronan biosynthetic process. Bases 1 to 1800 code for a protein of 599 amino acids. The record is from RefSeq and is a predicted model, not a curated record. The transcript is spliced from 7 exons. NCBI's taxonomy places the organism in Eukaryota, Fungi, Ascomycota, Eurotiomycetes, Eurotiales, Trichocomaceae.